This is a messenger RNA of Sitodiplosis mosellana (orange wheat blossom midge), 1158 nucleotides long. RefSeq names its product WASH complex subunit 3 (gene CCDC53). The transcript has 4 exons. The record is from RefSeq and is a predicted model, not a curated record. Gene Ontology annotation, biological process: exocytosis; actin filament polymerization. Gene Ontology annotation, cellular component: WASH complex. The coding region runs from base 388 to 987 and encodes 199 amino acids. NCBI's taxonomy places the organism in Eukaryota, Metazoa, Arthropoda, Insecta, Diptera, Cecidomyiidae.
GAAAAUGUCCAAUCUCACCACAGACACUAAUAAGACAAAAGAUAAUUCGAACCUUUGUUUAGAAAACUUGCAAUUUGCUGAUGUUUAAAAUGAAUAUGAUUUAAAGAAAAGCAAAAGCCGAACCGAACGAAAAAAGUAGUUGUCUAUGUGAAGAAAUUUGUUAUGAAAUCGUUGUUUCGGAUUGAAUCGAGAUAAAGUUCUGCUGAUUCGUUCAAUUUUUUUUAUUGCAACAUUCAUUGGAUUUAAAUAGUGAAUUUAAUUUAUGUAAUACGACCACAGAUCGUACGGAAUUGUUGUUUUUUUUCGUAUUUCCUAAUCGAAUGCAAUUCGGAAAUUUGUGAUAAGCGUACGGACGUCGAAUCGACACAUGCUCAAAAGAAAUUAAAAAUGAAUGAUAAUCCCGAUAGUCUAUCGAUACUGAGUCAAAAUGUUGACAAAAGUCAGGUUCCUCCAAUCGAUCAAAAGCGUAUGGUGGCAUUCAUUAAUGAAUUUAUCAUAUCAACGGUUUCAUUUCUCAACGAAUUCAUGACAAAUAUCGAAACGAAAUUCGUUGAGUUCGAAUUAAAGAUGCAAAAGAUCGAGGCAUCGUUAAUGAUAGUCGAAGCAAAGAUGGCUUCUAUACCAGAUGUUCAAGCAAAAGCGCCGCCACCGUCAAAUGAUCAAAGCGAAAAGCCACAAGAACAAGAACAAGAACAAGAACCUCAGACCACAAUAGCAGCUACUCAAGAUACACCGUCGACAUCACAAGCUAACGAAACUGAAAAUGUUGAAAGCAUCCGAGCACAAGAGCAAGACAAUAAGCAAAUGAGUGGCGCAAAAGCCAGUGAUGAUACACGAUAUCGAAAGUAUUUCAAAAUGCUUCAGUUCGGUGUUCCAGCACCGGCCGUCAAGCUGAAAAUGGCUAACGAAGGAUUCGAUCCAAAUGUUUUAGAUGAUCCCAAUCGGAUUUUUGAAGACGGAAUCCUCUUUGUUGCCUCAGAAGAAUAGUAUUACUUCGAGUCAAUGUGUUCGACUCAACUCAAUCUUAUUCCGUUCAACGAACUCAUUCCUGUUUAUAUUCUGGUUAAGCUAUUCUUAAGAAGAGCUAGAGAAGCUAGAGAAAAGUUGCCUAUUUUAUUCAAAUUCAUUUCAUCAAAUAAAAAGAUCUAAGAGAAUGGA